CCAUCCGCAGAAGCUAAAAACGCUUCUCUCCCACCGAGAGGGAUUCCAAGGUGGCUGAGGAUUGGAAGAAGAGGGGAGUUUGGGGGGCGGGCGGGGAGAAUCCAGCAUCCCCGGAGAAGAUCCGAGGCUGGAAUAAAAAAGUUUCUCCGAGGAGAAAGACUCCCCCUCCGCGGCGCGGAGAGACCUGACCUUCCGCUUGCUCUUUUUGAGCAGCGAGCGGGAGAGAGAAGCCAGCUGCCCGCUUCGCUUCGGCCCCCGACGACGAAGGCGCAAGUUGAGAGACGCGGGGACAUUUGAAGCAGCAGCCACGUCCUUAAGAGCGACGGGGGGAGGCGAGCAGGGAGCCGCACCAUGUAAAGGAAGGUGCCGCGGAAGCAGCCCACUUGCGGUGGAUUGGAGCCCGAGCCCGCCUGGACUGAACUCUAGAUGGAAAAUUGCAGAUGGAUAUUGAAUUUCCUUUCUUUUUUCCUUUCCGUCAAAUUGGAUUUGCUGCCGAAAUGAUGUAGUUUUGCCCUCCGUGGUCUUUUUCUGUUUCCCCCCCUUUGUUUUUCCCCCACACCUUCUUUUUUUUCUUUUUUCUUUUUUCAUUUUCCCCCUUUUCCCCAUCGGAAUUUCAUUCUGGAUAUUUCCCUCCUUCUGGGCGAUUUCUCAAAGACAAUUGAGACUAUGAAGAAAGACUGGCAGUUUGUAACAAGAGGGUUGGCUUCUAUUUUGCUGGCCCCAAGAAAGAAGUCCUUUGUCUGUGUAACUCAAGCAGAUAGACUAACCACUAGAGCACCUGCAUUAUUGGCCAGGAACGGAGAAGGGCAGAAGAUGGACUAGGCAUUCUGACUAUUGGAACUCCUGAAGGACCAACACCAAAUAAAUUAUGAAUGUUGAACAAGAUGACCUUACAUCCACAGCAGAUAAUGAUAGGUCCUAGGUUUAACAGGGCCCUAUUUGACCCCUUGCUUGUGGUGCUACUGGCUCUUCAACUUCUUGUGGUGGCUGGUUUGGUCAGAGCUCAGACUUGCCCGUCUGUCUGUUCCUGCAGCAAUCAGUUUAGCAAAGUAAUUUGUGUGAGGAAGAAUCUGAGAGAGGUCCCUGACGCCAUCUCCACAAACACACGGUUAUUGAAUCUCCAUGAGAACCAGAUCCAAAUCAUUAAGGUGAAUAGCUUCAAACACCUGAGACAUCUAGAAGUCUUGCAGCUGAGCAGAAAUCACAUUAGAACAAUUGAAAUAGGGGCCUUCAAUGGUCUGGCUAAUCUCAAUACUUUGGAGCUUUUUGACAAUCGUCUUAGCACCAUCCCAAAUGGGGCUUUUGUGUACUUGUCAAAACUGAAGGAGCUUUGGUUGCGAAACAACCCCAUUGAGAGUAUUCCUUCUUAUGCUUUUAAUAGAAUCCCUUCCCUGCGAAGGUUGGACUUGGGGGAAUUGAAAAGGCUUUCAUAUAUCUCAGAAGGUGCCUUUGAAGGUCUGUCCAAUUUGAGGUAUUUGAACCUUGCUAUGUGCAACCUUCGGGAGAUCCCUAACCUCACGCCACUUGUAAAACUGGAUGAGCUAGAUCUUUCUGGGAAUCACUUAACUGCUAUCAAGCCUGGGUCCUUUCAAGGAUUAAUGCACCUUCAGAAAUUGUGGCUGAUCCAAUCCCAGAUUCAAGUGAUUGAAAGGAAUGCCUUUGAUAACCUUCAGUCGCUAGUGGAGAUCAACCUGGCCCACAACAAUCUAACACUACUGCCUCACGACCUCUUUACACCUCUCCGUCUAGAAAGGAUCCACCUUCAUCACAACCCUUGGAACUGCAACUGUGACAUCCUGUGGCUCAGCUGGUGGAUUAAAGACAAAGCACCCUCCAACACUGCAUGCUGUGCCCGUUGCAACACGCCUCCUAGCUUGAAAGGGAGGUACAUUGGUGAGCUGGACCUGAAUUACUUCACGUGCUACGCUCCUGUGAUUGUGGAGCCACCAACAGACCUCAACGUCACUGAAGGCAUGGCUGCAGAGCUGAAAUGCCGAGCAUCAACAUCCCUGACCUCUAUAUCUUGGAUUACUCCAAAUGGGUCUGUUAUAACACACGGGGCUUAUAGGGUUCGGAUUUCUGUGCUCAGCGAUGGCACGUUAAAUUUUACAAGGGUGACUGCGCAAGACACGGGCUUGUAUACGUGCUUGGUGAGUAACUCUGUUGGGAAUACCACAGCUUCUGCAACACUCAAUGUAACUGCACAGGAGUGUAUUACUUAUUUUUCAACCAUCACAGUAGAAACUGUGGAACCUUCUCAGGAUGAGGCGCGGACAACAGAACAGGUUUGGCCCACACCAGUCAUUGAAUGGGACACCACCAAUGUGACAACCUCUCUCACACCACAGAGCACAAGGUCAACGGAAAAAACAUUCACCAUCGCUGUGACGGAUUUGAGCAAUGGGAUUCCAGGAAUAGAUGAGGUUAUGAAGACUACCAAAAUUAUAAUUGGUUGUUUUGUGGCAAUCACUCUUAUGGCAGCGGUGAUGUUGGUCAUUUUCUACAAAAUGAGAAAGCAACAUCACCGGCAAAACCACCAUGCUCCAACACGAACUGUAGAGAUCAUUAAUGUGGAUGAUGAGCUUACAGGUGACACGCCUAUAGAAAGUCAUUUGCCCAUGCCAGCAAUAGAGCAUGAGCACCUAAAUCACUAUAACUCUUAUAAGUCUCCUUUCAACCACACAACAACAGUUAACACAAUAAAUUCAAUACACAGUUCAGUGCAUGAACCAUUAUUGAUCCGAAUGAACUCGAAAGACAAUGUGCAAGAGACUCAGAUCUAAAACAUUUACAGAUUUAAAACACAAGACAGUUUAUUAAACAAAAAUGACACAAAUGACUGGGCUAAAUCUACUGUUUCAAAAAAAGUGUCUUUACAAAAAAAAAGAAAUUUAUUUAUUAAAAAUUCUAUUGUGAGAGAAAGCAGACAAAAUUAUGUGUAUUCCUCAGAACCUCUUUUUGCUGCACUUAUUUACCCUACUUCUUUCCCUCCCCUUUCUUCUUACCCCUUCCCAAGCCCAUUUGCCAUAUUUUUCAUAGAACAACUUGAUUCUCUAAAAAAAAAAAGAUUAAAAAAAACUGGUCUAGGGAUUUUUGUAAGAAUUCUGUUAACGCUUUGGGAAUUUUUAUGGUGAAUUCUAGUGGUGAGAUUCGGUCUAUUUUGUCUUUCUUCAUUUCAUUUUCUUCUCAUGCCCUUUUUGAAAUGGUUCAACAGGGAAAUGGAUGUUAGUGGUAGAUUCAUAAGAACAAUCAAGGAACAGCAACAGCAAAAAUAACAAAAUAUUUUAUUUUUAUUUUUCACAUAAUGACCUGUUCUGUAUUUCCUGAAGGGACCAUUCUGUGGAAGAAGAAAACAGAAAACAAAAACAAU
Zootoca vivipara (common lizard) is the source of this 3370-nucleotide messenger RNA. It is a transcript of the gene LRRC4C, whose product is annotated as leucine rich repeat containing 4C. Gene Ontology annotation, molecular function: cell-cell adhesion mediator activity. NCBI's taxonomy places the organism in Eukaryota, Metazoa, Chordata, Lepidosauria, Squamata, Lacertidae. Gene Ontology annotation, biological process: modulation of chemical synaptic transmission; regulation of axonogenesis; synaptic membrane adhesion. The record is from RefSeq and is a predicted model, not a curated record. Gene Ontology annotation, cellular component: glutamatergic synapse; plasma membrane; postsynaptic density membrane.